Messenger RNA from Bicyclus anynana (squinting bush brown), 12731 nucleotides. It is a transcript of the gene syd, whose product is annotated as JNK-interacting protein 3. Gene Ontology annotation, molecular function: MAP kinase scaffold activity; signaling receptor complex adaptor activity; JUN kinase binding. Gene Ontology annotation, cellular component: cytoplasm. The record is from RefSeq and is a predicted model, not a curated record. The coding region runs from base 362 to 4063 and encodes 1233 amino acids. Gene Ontology annotation, biological process: vesicle-mediated transport. Lineage: Eukaryota; Metazoa; Arthropoda; Insecta; Lepidoptera; Nymphalidae. The transcript is spliced from 24 exons.
AAUACUCUAUGCCCGGAAGUGGUUCAAAGUGCAUAGAUUAGAAUAGAUUAGAAACGUCAAUCGUUAAUCGAACUAUCGAACUCACUUUUUUCCUUCAGCUGAGAACAUCAAAAAUACGUCAAUCAAACAAAUGGUGUGAUCGUACAGUUUUUUCUUCCCUAUCUUCUUCUACCUAUUUAUAAAUUUGCUUAUACAAAAUACUCUAUAUAAUAAUUGUAAUGCCCGCACUAAGGAUUAAUUAAAACUGAAAUAAUCCAUCGCGUCAUCGUACAAUAUUGUACACAAAACCAUAGAUCAUGUUUUCGCGUAAAAUUCAUUAGUUCAUUAAAAUUUAUAUCCGCGAGUUAUUUAAAACGACUCAAUGAUGAAUUUCGACGACAAUUCGAGUAGUGGGUACGCUACGGCGGAGACCAUAUACGGGACCCACGAAGAUAGCCAUGUAGUGAUGUCGGAGAAGGUACAGUCGUUGGCUGGCAGUAUAUACCAGGAGUUCGAGAGGAUGAUAGCACGCUACGACGAGGACGUGGUGAAGACCCUGAUGCCGCUACUGGUCAACGUGCUCGAGUGCCUGGACUCCGCGUACCAGACCAACCAAGAGCACGAAGUGGAGCUCGAGCUGUUGCGCGAGGACAACGAGCAACUGGUGACGCAGUACGAGAGAGAGAAGGCGGCGAGGAAGCAUUCCGAGCAAAAGUUGUUGGAGUCAGAAGAUCAUUAUGAAGGGGAACGAAAAGACCUAACGGGACGUCUUGAAGCUCUCGACAGCAUUGUCCGAAUGUUAGAACUGAAGCACAAGAACUCUUUGGACCACGCCAGUCGCCUUGAGGAAAGGGAGAAUGAGCUUAAAAAGGAAUAUUCAAAACUUCAUGAGAGAUACACUGAGCUGUUCAAAACUCACAUGGACUAUAUGGAACGCACCAAACUACUUCUGAGUACUGCAAGUGACCGUAGUGAAGUAAGGGGCAGGUUGGGUUUGAAUCCUGUAGGCCGCUCCAGUGGGCCUAUCUCAUUCGGCUUCGCGUCGCUGGAAGGCUCCGUGCAUGCGGUGGAACAAACUGAAAGCAUCCCGGGCAGUCCUGUUAGCCUCUCCUCAUCACCGCCCUCACCUCCCAUCGGGUCUGAACUAGCUGCAGUAAGAACUGUAGAGAGGGCUCAUCAAACUGAUCCCAUCACUCAGCAAAGCCAGGCAACGUCACCAGUGGCGCCUCCAAAGAGUGCUUCGACCACGGGCAAGUCUCAGACGAAGAGCGAGAAACGCAGCGGCAACACCCUGUAUCAGGAGCUGGCUUUCCACGAUACCGAGGCGAACAUGGCCGAAGGCGACGAUGGGGCCGAUUUCACAGGAAGCUGGGUGCAUCCUGGAGAAUACGCAUCUUCGGUUAAUGAUAACUAUUUUGGUAUGGGUAAAGAGGUAGAAAACCUUAUUCUGGAAAACACUGAACUUUUAGCUACCAAAAACGCCUUGAAUGUGGUGAAGGACGAUCUUAUAGUUAAAGUCGACGAGUUGACCGGCGAGCAAGAGAUACUGCGCGAAGAGGUCACAGCUCUCAGCGCCGCGCGGGAGAAGCUUCGCGAGCGAGUGUCGCAGUUGGAGGAGGAGCUGCGGCAGCUGAGGGACGCGCUGAGUGCGGGCGCGGGCGCCGCGGCCGAAGAGGACGAGGCUGACGUGCCGAUGGCGCAGCGACGCAAGUUCACCCGCGUGGAAAUGGCUCGAGUGUUGAUGGAACGUAAUCAGUAUAAGGAGCGUUUUAUGGAAUUGCAAGACGCAGUCCGCUGGACGGAGAUGGUGCGUGCCAGCCGAGUCGACUCUAAAAUAGACAAGAGCAAACAGAGCAUCUGGAAAUUUUUUAGCAACCUUUUUAGUUCGGGGGACCGCCCGCAGCGCCCCCUGUCGACGCCGCACAUGCGCGCGGUGGCGGCGCCGCAGUCGUCCAUGCGCCACUCGAGGACGCAGGCCGACUUCAUCGAGACCCAACUGUCCGACCCACAUCACAGGCGGCACGAACAAACGCGCUCUGAGCAGUUCCGACAGGUGCGCGCGCAUGUGCGUAAAGAGGACGGGCGCACGCAGGCGUACGGAUGGAGUCUGCCUUCGAAGGCCGGCCUCAGUCACAAGGGCAGUGCCUGCUUAUCGCUAUCUUCUGGAGGAGUGCCUGUACCAGUGCCAGUUUUCUGCAAGCCAAUAAACGAGUCUGAGCCACAGAUGACAUUACUCUGCGCGGCCGGCGUAGACAGGGGUGGUGGGCGCACGCCAGACGGCGGUUGCAUGGUGGGCGAGAGCGUCUUCUACGACAAUCGUGACGAGAAAACUGAGGAUGGCGUGUGUCUAGCGUAUGAGAUGAACGCAGUGUCUCAGCCGUUGCAUUCGCCCGACGUAGAGCAAAUCGACGCUCAGUUGAACUCAACCAGAGAGCCGCGCGCUCUCAACCACCUAUCUUCUCUUGUUUGGAUCUGCUCUAGCACGCAGUCGAAGGGCGUUGUUAUGAUAAUCGACGCGAACAACCCAGCGAAAGUGAUAGAAUCGUUCCCUGUGAGCGAUAAACACAUACUGUGUAUCGCGUCAGUCCCGGGCGCCGUGGACGAGGACUACAGGGAAUAUCGCGAGCGAGUCAACGGCCGCCCGCCCGCAGCCGUCAACGACGCUGACAACAAGAGGCAUUCGCAAUCACUCUUCUGCGUUGGCAAGAGCGAGUCUGUUGAGAGUCAAAGCAACGAGAGCCAGGUCUCCAGCAGCACUGGAACGGCAGACAAUGGAGAGAAGGAAGUUACAAUCGGCUCUACAAGAUUAGUACAGGCUACUAUCCUCACUCCGCCGAGCACACCAGUAAUAGAUAUACCUACACGGGAAGCUAGUGACGAGAGCUCGCCAUCAGAUCGAAAUGAACUUCGAGCCGACAGUCCGCCGUUAUCAUCUACGCCAAUCAAUGCUGGCGUUGAGGCGAGGAACUCUCCCGAGCGCGGAGUAGACGCGUUCACUGAGGAGCAGAGUGGCGAGCGCGCGGCGGAAGGGCGCGCCAUGUCCACUGUGAUGGCGACCAUGUGGCUCGGCACCAAGAGCGGCAACCUAUUCGUGCACUCCGCCAUACACAACUAUAGCAAGUGUCUGGCGAGGGUGAAGCUGAAUGACGCCAUUUUGUCGAUCGUAUGGUGCGCUUCGCGGUGUGUGGUUGCGCUGGCGGAUGGUACUAUCGCGAUAUUCGCUCGGCUAGCCGACGGCCAGUGGGACUUCACCCAGUACUCGCUGAUGACUCUGGGAGAUCCCAAGUGCUCAGUGCGAUGCUUGAGCGCUGUAGGCAACACAGUGUGGUGCGGCUACCGCAACCGAGUGCUGGUGGUGGAGCCGCGCGCGCCGCGACUGCUGCACUCGCUCGAGGCGCACCCGCGGCACGAGAGCCAGGUGCGGCAGAUGGCCGCGCACCGAGACGGCGUCUGGGUGUCAAUAAAAAUGGAUUCGGCGCUGCGGUUGUACCACGCGCACACAUACAAACACUUGAGAGAUGUGGACAUCGAGCCGUACGUCAGCAAGAUGCUGGGUACAGGCAAAUUGGGCUUCUCUCUUGUGCGCAUCACAGCACUCCUCAUCAGCUACGGACGACUGUGGAUUGGCACCAGCAACGGCGUGGUCAUCUCUGUGCCGCUGACCGAGACGUCUUCCGCGUCGGCGUCUAGCGUCUCUAGAAUGCCGCUACCUGGACACGCGUCGGUGGUGCCAGCGGGACCCGCCCCAGGAGCUUGCAGUCCAGGGGACUGCAUCCCAUGGUGUUCAAUGGCGCUCGCCCAGCUGAGUUUCCACGGCCACCGGGACGCGGUCACGUUCUUCGUGUCGGUACCCGGCGCCACCAUGCAGACGUCGCCCGACUCGCCGCCCUCGCACCCCGCGACCCUCCACGCCCCCAUGCUGGUCAUAUCUGGUGGGGAGGGGUACAUCGACUUCAGAAUAGCAGACUCCGAGAUGGAGGAGAGCGUCGUAGCGGCCGAGGACGUACCAUCAAGCGGGCACAGUUCGCUGGCGGAGCGCACUGCUCUCAGUCACGUGAUAGUCUGGCAAGUGGCCUCUACCUAGCACGCGCCGUGCGUGCGCCGUCCGCGACCGCCGUCAGACUGCGACUACGUCUACGUGUGCAUGUCUGACAAGCCCGCGGAUAUACACUAGUGUCGUAUCACCACACCACCGCACACACCUUUGAACCACCCGCACAUCACGUCCUACGGGAGACCAAUACAAAUCUUUGUAACGACACAUUAGAUACUGCGUGUUCAAACAAACAAUAGUGGUCGAAUAAUGCAGUUGACGAGGGAAAGACAAAGGGCAUGUCCCAAAAUGGGCCUUUAUUAUUUACUAGCGGACCCGGUCAAGCUUCGUUUUGACAAAAGUGCACUUAUUCUCUAUCCCUACUCUACCCUUCUAUACCUCUACCCCUACCCUACCCCUACCGCUUGACUCUUAAACGUUUGUAUGGGAAAUAGAAAAGAGCAGUUUUUAGGGUUUUCCCGGAAAUUAUUUGAUUUUUUCUCACCUUUUAAACCUUGCAUAUACCUCCACGAACAUUUCAAGACCAAGUUAAAUCCGUUAAGACGUUCUCGAGUUUUAGCGAGACUAACGAACAGCAAAUUCAUUUUUAUAUAUAUAGAUUAUUUACAAGCAGGAUGAUAGUAUUUUUUACGGAUGAAAGAAAUAAAUUGUUGCUUAAAAAACAAUUUUCAGAAUUUUUCGAUCCCGCAUUAAUUAAAUAAAUAUUUUUUUUAUUUCGCUCUCUUGUCGACAAAUUAAACAUAGACAAUACAGCAAAAGUGUUCUAAAACAGCCAAUAAUGUAAGCUGUCAAUGUAUUGUAAUAUUAUAAAGAAACAUUAAAUCGUAGACAGAGAAACAUGAAACUUAAAAAAUCUUAAAUUGCUUUAGAAAUGCCUUAAACGAAUGCGACUACGCAAAGAUCACUCACAAUCUGUUAGGGUGUGAGUUACAAGCAUGUUUCCAUGAUAAAAAUUCUUAAUUAAUGUUGUCAGGUAAUGAAAAAAAUAAACUUUAUUUAAUUAUUUUAAAAAAUGCGGGUUCUGAAAUUUUUUUAUUUUAAUUUUUAAGCCCUAUAUUUUAUGUUCUUUUAGAGAUAAAAAUAAUUUGUUCUGCUUAAUUGACACUCGGAAUAAAGGCCCAGCCUCCAUACAAAAUUGGUACAUGUCCUUUCGACCGAAAUCGAAAUUAUCGCUGUCCCUUUCAUUGCUUCGGGACGAAGUAUUUCCGAUUUUACAGUAUUAUCGAACGUACAUAACCAAUGUAUUUCAAAAUCACCAUACAGUCGAUUACAUUGUUUGAAGAACACACCAUUUCUAUUGCUUUGUUAUAAAGAUUUAUAUACGGAAAAAGAUGUCUACCUAGAAGACGGCACUGUAACACAGUCUUUGUUAGCAAUUUCUACUUCGUAUUAAAGUUAUAGAAAUUGUUAUAAAACACGUCUAACACAAAUUUAAUUCCGUACCAAUUGCAUGAUCUAUAGUUAGAAUAGUCACUCAAUAAUCAUUAUAAAUUUUAGCAUCUAUUAAAUUAUAUGGUUGCCGAUAGUAAUAAAAUAAUAAAAACUUUUGUCUGUGAAGAUGUGAGAAGUGCUGUCUUGAGGUAGAAUCUAACCUUCCCUCCACAAAACUAAUUACGCCUUCGAAUGUAUUUACUUUAAAACGUAAUGUCAUUGACGUUUUACACUUUUCAUGGUAAAAUUUCUUGUCAUCUUUCUCACCGGCUUGGAUAUUUUAUAUAAUUCAUUUUGGGUAAACAACCUUACAAUUAAAACAGAUGGAUGGAUAACCUCAAAAUUUUCAAGACAACAUUGCAACAUAUAAACAUUUUUUUGAAUAUUUUUCACAUCCAAGUUCGCUCUUCAAUUAUAUACAUUCGAAGGCGUGUACUCGUACAACAAACCAUUUAGUGGAUAAUUAUUGAGUUUUGGAACUUUCAGAUUCUGGAAUCACAAAUUAGUGUCCACUUUCAAUUUAUCAUGAGGUUUCACCUAUAACACCGAUUUGUGUCCGGACAAUAUUUGAGGUUUUUGCAAACUCCUUUAUCACAUUUUCAUCAAAUCUUAUUGCAUUGCACACAGAUAAUGGAUCUGAAAUAUACGUAUACCUAUAAUAGCUUUCAUUUUGUGUUUCUAUUAACUGCAAUCUUACGGUAUGGUAAUCGAUAAAAUAACAUCUGCUAAAAAACAAAAUUUAUAUUAUCCAUACAUUCUUAAUAACCCUUGCGCUGUGCUUACUAUUUCAAAUAUUAAUAUCUGUGUGCAAACAAUGAUGAUUGAAACCAUCUUUUAUCUGCGUUAAACUGUGGCGUGCAAUGGCAGGCGUGGUUCGACACGAUACGACAGUCGCGCGGCGAACGCGACGGUCGCGCAACAGUGAAUCUCGCGAGCGACGGCGCACGCAAAGACAUUUUUAACUGUUACCAUAGUAUAAUUUGGUUUUAAGUGCUGCGUUUUGACUAUACACUCUUCGCUUACCCACCCCGGCGGCUUAUUUUUGUAUUGUAUCAUAUUUGUAUUAUUAGGAACUAGUGGACGUUUUACAGCGUUGGUUGAUACAUCGAGUUAAGCUAAACCUUUAGACAAUUUUACGUUUCUAGUAACAAUACAGUAUUGUAUUGAAAGCAAAAUGUAAAUCGUUCACUGGCUCUCAUAUCGCAAUGAUAUCGUCUCGACGCGGUCGGUGUACAAAAUGUUAACCAGUAUAUGAGAGGUAAAUUAUAGCAUAGCUCGACAUUCAACAUUGGACUUUACUUAGAUUUGUUAAGGUACAUAAUUGAGUGACAAGUUUUACCCUUAAGCGAGUAAUGCUCUGAUGAAGUCACAUUUUAUUGCAACUGAAAAAUGCACCUUACGUUAACUACGUAAGGUCAUAAUUUGAAUGACGAUCUGAUGAAUGACAAAGAGUAAGACGUUUAGUUGGAGUAUACUGCUGACCUAUUUACCUCUCUGUUACAGGUUUUAUUACGCUAAAUCUCAUCUAGUUAUAAUGUAUAAGAUAUAACCACCAAAAAUUCUUUUUAGAAUCUUUAUUAGUAAGUAGGUAGCAACUAGGUAUCAUAGUGAAAUUUUUAUUGACAUAAAUAGCAGUAUGUCGUCUCUAUUUUUAAAUCGCGCAAUAUCGGUAGAGUCAAACGCAAUGCAUAUUAAUAUCUUAUUGACUAUCUUUGGCGUCAUUAGAGUUUAACAGCGACACUUACCAUCUCGUGAAACAUGCAUUGUACGGCUCGCAGUGUGCGAUAUAUAAUUACUUAAAUGAUAAUAAUCAGAUAUAGAAUAUAAUACAUUUCACCUCUGAUAAGUUAUGAUCUUUUGUGAUGUGCCACGUGAUAUGUUAUAUAACAUUUUUGAUAAGUUAAUUAUUCUCUUUUUUAUCGCAACACAUAUAAUUUGAGAUCACGUGCUAAGUUUUUUAUAUAAUUAAAUUUUAUUUAAAUAAUAACGUAUUGGUUAAACUUCACGGAUAUUUAAUUUUAUCAUUUUCAAAAAAAAUACUUUGCAGAAAAGGUUGCAAAAUUUAUGCGGAAAUAUUAAAGAUUUAUUGCGUCACAUCUUAGAAGAUUGUCUUUGCCUAAUCAAUAUUAGUAUUGAAUCAAAUAUAACUUUGAAAUACUAUUUCGGGUUUACUUUAGUUUUAUAAUUAAUAAAAAAAAUCAGUUUAUUAUACAAGUCAUGUAUAUUUAUAGCUUAUUUUGCAAUUAAAAACUAGGUUGUGUUCUUCUAAAGUCAGGCCGUUGAAAGAAUUAUUUCCUGAUAGUAUGUAAUACAAGGAACAUUGUAACUUUAAACUGGUAUUCAUUUGUAUAGAUAUGUUUAUUUAUAUUACGAGACGUCGGGUCUUCUCCGACCCGUGAAACACGGGGCGGGGGUACGGGCCUCGAGGCAGUGCCUCCUUGCCCGGGCGUGUCGCGGGGGAUCUUUCUCCCCCGGUUAUUUCUAUUACAUUAAUAUAUUUAGUUAUUGUGUGAUGGAACGACAGAUGUCGCCAGUAACACAUUGUUUUAGUGGCCACACUUUAUAGAUUUUUUUUUCGACUGAUAACUAUAUAGGCUGUGGUUGUCAUCCGCAUCACAAUAUAUUAGUGAUUAAGGAAUAUAGUUUAAGUAUUUAAAUAUUUUAGUACUAUAGACUAUUCUAGAACGGUUCUAUUCCGGCAACAGUCCUUGUUCUAGUCUCAACGGCCGUCACUGAUACAUUUGUUACCGAUAUUAGGUAUCAUAUAGUUCCAUGAUAUAGUUCGUGUUCAGCCCCUGUAGCCAAGUGGCACGUCGAUUCUCUUUCUACGAUCGCAAACGCUUCGAAAACUAGAAUGCGAAUGACAGAUCUUGAUCACGUGACCUGUCGAUAGCAAAUGUCAUUCCCGUAUUUUUUUCUAGUUUUCGAAGCGGUAGCGAUCGUAGAAAGAGAAUCGACGUGCCGCUUUGUUGUAAGAUGAUAGACCGAGCGCGUUCGUCUGUAUAAAUUUAGGUUCGUUCCGUUAAAGAAACUUCCUUCAAUUUAACACACCAACGCGCUGCCUAUCAACUGUGUGUUGUAAAACGAUUUGGAUGCCGCUAUAUCCAAAGCCAAAUAGACUUUUGAAAAUAGUCAAACUAUACAGGAAUAUCGAAAUUUCUAGAAUCUGUACUAUAGGCAAAUAGUAUACGUGAUUCCUCUACCGCGCAUUACAGAGGUUCAUGGUAAUACUUCAGAGAGAAGUUGAAAGAGAUGAACACCUCUCUAGCCCUCCUCUCCCCUCUUAGCCCCCCUGUCCCCCUCUCCCCUCUUAGCCCCCCCUCUCCUCUCUUAGCCCCUCUAGCCCCUCCCCCUGAGACCUCUAUACCACAAUGGCUUAGCUAUUUAAUUUGCCUAUAGUGAUGUGAUUAUAUAAUAUGAUAUAUUACUCUGCGGCUUACUGUUUGUUAUUCAGUGACGGCUGCUAUUCUCAUAUUUACAAUUAGGUAAUCGCUUUUUUUUACUUGAUAUAUGUCGCCUACCCACCAAAGCAGGGUCGCAAGGACGUAUGUGAGCGAUAAAAUUUGGUGCAUGUACGUUGACAGUUGACAUAAUAUGAUUGGGUGAUAUAUAUCUCGGUGUGCAAUUUCAUUAAUGAGUCGCUAUAUCGCUCAGACCCAUUAUUGUAUAGGACCUGCCUCGCUAAACGUUACUUUUCUGUCAAAGUAUAUGAUCAACGAUCUAAUGCGAUUAUAAAAUUUGUCUCUUUAUAUUAAUAAAUGUACGGGAAAGACAUCCGUUAUCGACAGGUCACGUGGUUAAGUUAUUUAUCGGUACGGUCGUUCCCAUACAUUUUUUUGCGUUUUCGUAGCGUUAUCGUUUGUAGAAAGAGAAUCGAUGUGCCACAUGGCUGCACGCCUUGGUGGGUAGGAGCUGUUACUGCGUGCAAAGUUUCAUUCGAUUCAGAUAAAGGACGUACGGUAUGAACUGCUGGAGUCAGUGUUGUGUUUUAAGUUUACUUAUACGUAUUAUUGGGAGGUCGAUGGUAGUGUUGCAAAAAUGUGACUGAGGGUAUGCAGAAAUAACUUACUUGAUAUAUAGAGUUCGAUUAACUUAGUUUCAUGUUUUUUUUAUAAAUUGGCAAAGGUUGCGGAACUUGACAUGGUGAGUUUCGAAUAAGUUUUUUUUCUUUCUCAAUCUGUUGUAUAGUGAUAGACAGAGACAGAUGAAAUGAAAUCGAAACACAAUAAAUGUCUUAUGGACAGCCCAGCUGGUUUGUUGGUUGACUUUGGCCGUAUUUGCCACCCUGCCGCCAAAAAAGCACCACUAAGGCCUAGUUCGGGCUACAUUAGUAUUUUAGUCGAGUACGAACAAUUUUUGGAUUUAUCGCCCAAUUUUUGGGCGGUAAAUCUACAAAUUGGGCUACGCAACUAGUCGUUCUGGGCCCACAAUGUGCCAACAGAUAAUGAGAUAUUUUUGCAUACAAUAUUGCUGUCUCUUUGGCUGUAUCUAAGAGAUUUAUUUUUUAUUUUUUUAAUAAUGAUACAAUCUAAGAUGCAAGCGGGCUAACUUGUUGAGGAUGAAAAUCCACACCCAUUUUGGUUUCCACACGAUAAUGUACUGGAGCGCUAAAUUCCUUUGCGGUACGUCUUUGCCGGUAGGGUGGUAACCACGGCCGAAGCCUCCCACCAGCCAGACCUGGAUCAAUUAAGAAAACCUCAAUCAGCCCAGCCUUCUUGUAAUUCCACUAUUUAUAUCAUAUCUUAUAUAGCGAUGGGACGAAAGAGAAAGAGCUAUUGGUUUGUGCUAUCGAAAUCCAACAGAGGUAAACUUAUGACUCAUAACUAAUAACUCAAAGAGAAGUGGCGAUUAGGGGUAAACUUAAAGUCCGGCCGCUCAAAGAUUGCGUUUCUGACACCUGACAAUGUCAAUGAGAUAUUUAAACAUCUUUUAUUAACUUUAAUAACGAGUAUUAACAUUGAAAUUUGAAUACAACAAUUAUGCACAUAAUAAUGAAUUAACUAACAAAUAUAAUAUGGUGACAUUGACAGGUGUCAGAAACGCAAUCGCUGAGCGGCCGUACUUUAGUUCUUAAGUUGGUUUUAGUUGAGUUAAGAGUUUACCUCAGUCACAAGUGAAAUCGAGCGAAAUCGAAAAAAGGCAAAAAUGUGACAAGUUUGAACACUAGCUCGUCUUCCCAAUAGAAUAAUGGUGCAAAUUUAUUUUUAUUUAGAUUUAUAUUAUUUUUACCUGUGUUAUUUAUAAGGAUAUUUUAUAAGACAUCACGUUUAAAUUUCAUAUCUCUGUGUUUUUUUUAAUCAUGGCUUUAUGUGAUCUUUUUUUUAUUUUUGUAUCAACCUAACGAAAUGUAUGUAACAUAAUUUGUUACUAUGAACUAAAUUAAGUCGUGUGCUAUUUAUUAGUUACACCAAUAUAUUGUAUAUUUUUAUUUUAGUGAAUAUAGUUUAUAGUUCUUUUCUGGUCUAUUUAAAUCAAUGACGCUCACGCAUAAAAGUUUUCAAAUAUUUUAUGAGAAUUAUUUAAAAUAACUAGCUGACCUGGCAAACGUUGUGUUGCCAUAUAUAUUUAUUUUAUACCAAAAUACUAAAAUAGUGAUUUACAAAUGGGGGUAGGGUUAUUGGAAUCUAUAGUAGUUUACGACCUGUUCUCAAGCCAACCGUAUAUACACAAAAAAAAUCAUAAAAAUCAUUUAAGAUGUUUCGAAGGGUACGAAAAUUUUUACAUAUGAAAAUAUAAUUGAAAAUGUCAAAGCUACUCUUAUAUAUCAAAACGACUUUAACGACUUAUGACUUACCGUAUUUCAUUGUUUUUAAAACGUAUGUGCUUGGGUUGGGUUUAGUUAAUAGUAAAUAUAUCUCAGUAGACAGCAUAGGACCGUUUUAGACACCUUUACCAUUUGAAAUAAUAACAGUUAUAAUUAUACUUUUAACAUUAUAGCUUGGCAAAUUCGUUCGUAUCACUUAUGAUGGUCAUUACGCAAUUAUGAAUUAUAUAUUAAAAGUAUAACUUAUGUCAAGAGGUGUUCUAUACUUUGUUCAAAGUACGUGUACUCUGAGAUUUUUCAUUAAAAAGGCAAUAAACUUCUAUAGCUUAACCCAUCAGUAUUGCUUUUGAUCUAGUAACAGUAGCUGCAUAAUAAGGGUUUACAAAAUUUGUCAAAACUAUUUAACCCAACGAAGUUAGGACUGUAUUAGUACACAAAAAUGUACUAUUAUUGUAAUAGUACACAAAAAUGUACUAUUAUUGUAAUAGUACACAAAAAUGUACUAUUAUUGUAAUAGUACACAAAAAUGUACUAUUAUUGUAAUAGUACACAAAAAUGUACUAUUAAUGUAAAAAAAAUCUCUAUGUGGGCAUUUUAUUAUUAUACAACAACAUAACAUUAAACCUAUACCAAUUGGCUAUUUGACAGUCGUGUUAAAAUAUGAAAUGUGAUGUUUUAGGUAAAAUUUUUUGUUUUUUUUUUUUUAAUGAAACCUAAAAAGGACCAUCAUGUAGCUAUAUAACCAAGUAUAAUGUAAUAUGUUAUUUGCGGCUUAUAAUUUCAAUGGACUCUUGUACUUUGUUUGUUUAUUUAACAUACGUCAUAGUUGAUACAUGUAAUUAUUUUGACUUAUUAUAAAAAAAAAACUUUUGCUUCAUUAAUUUUUUUUUGAUUGGUCUUGAUUUGAUUUUUUUCCGAAAAAUGUCAAGUAGCCAAUUCGUAUCAUUGUAGGUAGUCACUAAUACUGUAAGUUAACUUGAUAGUUUGAUUUAAAAUUUAAAUUUGAGAAAUCCAUCAUUUUUUUCAAAAAUUAAAUGGCAACACUGAAAACUGUGAGCAAAUUAUUCAACAACUCUUAGAUCAAUACAUUGUACUCGUGUGUUUAUUCUCAGUAGUGCAUAAAUAUCGCAAAUUCUAUAUUCAAUAUUGUAAGUAAUCAUAAAUAAAACUGUGUGCAAUUGGUUAAAGUAAGACGAGUAUAUUAUGAAAAGUAAUAAAAGUAUAACAGAGUAUAAAUGUAUGAGUAGAAAAGAAUAUAAAUGAAGUUGUAAUCACUAUAUCCAUAACGUUUUAUUCGCGUCAGUAUUUUUUCGUUUUCUUCGUUUUGUAUAUUAACAAAUAAAUAAUAUCAAAAUGAAAUAACAACUUGUUUAAUUUAUUUAAUGUAAAGUAAAGCGAUCGUAAAUAAUUGUUGUAGAUAAACCAGUUUUUGCAUAAUGUAAACUAGUAUUUAACGGUUUCUCGUUUGUAUGAUGCAAUGAAAUAAACAAUGCUGCUGACUUA